AUGGCAUCAACCGAGCGACGCAACGAGCAAGAGGAACACGACAAAGGCAACUCCAUCUCCAGCGAAAAAGUUAAGGCUUCGCUUUUAAACAAUGCAGAGAGCGAAAAUCGAGAUAAUUGUGAUGAUGACGAUGACGAUGAAACAGUGAUUGUCCUUGACCGCCAGAAUGCGAUGGAUUCCACAUCAGCUUUGUGGGCGGAGCAAGACUCUCCGGAACUAGAAGAAAGGCGGCGGUCUAUUCUACUACGUGAAUUACAACGAGUCCAAAGAGCUAGCUUCGUACAUUUUCUGAUACUAUGUCUAAUUCCAACAUCUCUCCUCUUAAUCGUGGUCAUUACUGUGCUACGAGAUGACGAUCUUUGUGAAUCGACAGCUACCCUGUGCGAAGAAGAGCCUCGAACAUUCAUCAAUGCAUUUACAACCCGCUGCGUUUGUAACGCCAUUCAAGUCACAAAGGAAGAUGUAGGAGGCAGUCCCUAG
Messenger RNA from Cylindrotheca closterium, 480 nucleotides. NCBI's taxonomy places the organism in Eukaryota, Bacillariophyta, Bacillariophyceae, Bacillariales, Bacillariaceae. The record is from the annotation of a GenBank genome assembly.